CAGCAAGUGGACUAUCACGUUCAUCACUGUCUUAACAACAAACUCAUCUGACGUCACGUUUGAAGACCCCCGUAUAAAUCGCGUUUCCUGUAUAUUCGGGUUUAGUUUCAUGUAUGCAUAUAAACGAGCCAAAGGUAAAACAGAGAUCUGCAUUCACAUUGUGCAGCCGCAACAGCUGUCAAGUGCUCGUGACAAAUUUCGUUCCAAAGUUGUGAUUGAUAAAAGUUUUUGCGAAGAAAACACUGCCUUUAAACUUUUUGUGACUCUUGCUCCCAGUGAAGUCGGUUUUUGUGUUUUACAAAUCCAGCACAAAUUUUCAGCCAAAGUUAUUUAUCAUCGUGUGACUGCGCAUGCGCUUCCGACUCCCGCCAACAUGGAAAUCAAACAAGUUCCGUUUAAUUUUCAUUCCGGUAGUGUGUGCGAAGAGGUUAGGUUAUUUAACGUGUCGUGCUGUCAUGCCGUCUGAAAAGUUCGAAAGAGUUUUGGUGUUAAAACAUAUCAACAAAAUGGAAACUGAUAUCCCACAAAAUAAUUCCAGAGCAGAACUUGUUCAUUCGAAUGAAGAAAGUACUGAAACUUCUCCGAGUGAAAGGACUAUUAGAGAUGUUAAAAUACGUGAAUGGAUUAUGGUUUUUAUAUUAUGUUUCGUUAAUCUUAUUAACUACAUGGAUAGGUUUACCUUAGCAGGUAUUCUACAAGAUAUUCAGACAUACUUCGACGUACACAAUGGAAAAGGAGGCCUAUUACAGACGGCAUUCGUCUUAAGUUACAUGAUUUUCGCUCCUAUUUUUGGUUACUUGGGAGAUAGGUACAGUAGAAAAAAUAUAAUGGCAUUUGGUGUCUUCCUGUGGAGUAUCACCACUUUAAUUGGUUCCUUCAUGACGAAUUAUUGGCUCUUCCUGUUGUUUAGGGCCUUGGUGGGUAUUGGUGAAGCGAGUUACUCUACCAUAGCCCCAACUAUUAUCAGCGAUCUCUUUGUUGGCGACGUAAGAUCAAAAAUGUUGGCACUUUUCUAUUUUGCGAUACCCGUUGGAAGUGGUAUGGGAUACAUAGUAGGUUCUGAAACGGCCAAAGCUGCAGGUAAAUGGCAGUGGGGUUUACGAGUAACGCCAGCUCUCGGCGUAAUAGCAGUAAUCCUCAUUUUUUUCAUCCUUCGGGAUCCUGAACGGGGGCAAAGCGAAGGAAGUAGUCACAUUCAAACCACUCCCUGGACAGAAGAUUUAAAAGAUCUAGCCAAAAAUAAAAGCUUUAUCUUCUCUACAGCUGCUUUCACAUGCGUUACCUUCGUGGCGGGUGCGUUGGCAUGGUGGGGUCCUAACUUUAUCGAGAAAGGGCUCAAGUUACAAAUGGGCGAGAACAACGUUGAUAGUGACAGCUCGACGUUUAUAUUCGGGGCGAUAACGAUCCUGGCGGGCUUGGUCGGUUUAACUCUGGGCUGCUAUUUAAGUCAAAAAUUGAAACCUAAAUAUCCCAGAGUUGAUCCAAUUAUUUGCGCAGUGGGUCUACUUAUAUCAGCACCGUUACUACUAGGGACCACCUUCGCCGCCACCUAUAACAUCGCCCUGUGUUACGUACUUUUGUUCCUUGGACAGGUUGCGUUGAAUCUCAAUUGGUCGAUAGUCAGUGAUAUUUUGCUGUAUGUUGUAUUACCUACAAGAAGGUCUACCGCUGAGGGCUUGCAGUUACUAGUUUCACACGCCUUGGGAGAUGCAGGAAGUCCCUACUUAAUUGGUGUUAUGUCCGAAGCUAUCCUCAACUUGCUCAAUAAAUCGUCAAAGAACGAAUGGAACGAUUUUAAAUCCCUUCAGUAUGCUCUGUUCACAACUUGUUUUGUUGAAAUUCUAGGAGCAUUAUUUUUCUUAGUUAAUGCUUUAUACAUAUUACAUGAUAAACAAAAAGUCGAGAAGGCUAUUCAAGAGGUUAUGGAUAGUGGCAGUUCUGCUCGAGGGCAACUGGUAUCCAUUGAAACAGCUCAUAGUCAAAUUCCCAACAACUCUUAGCAGAUAGCUUAGAAACCGAAAAUCCUCCCUGAUUGGUGUAUUAAAUAUUAGUUCGAGGUAAAUCACCGAGGAUAUUGAAAAAAUUAUCCUAUGUAGUUUAUGCCUAUUUAGUCAGAGCGUGCGAAAUUCGUCGAAUAACGUGAUCGCGUUAUUUAUGUACUUUUAAAUUGUGAAUGUGCGUAAUGUGUGAUUCUAGAACUUUUGUGUGUAAAUAAAUAGCUAGAGUGAAAUUAUUUAUAAGACUAAUUAUUCAAAUUUAUUGAUAAAAACUUUCCAAUCAUUUGUACUAUUUGAAAGAACUUUGGGCUUCCCUUAUAAUUUUUGAAGUAAGGCAAAAAGACUGAUUUAAUGUUUUCCGUCAUUUCCAAAUAAUGUGGUAAACUAAUUAUUUAUGUGUGAUCACCCUAUUUGUACAAUCGUAUAAGUCGGACAAAAAACGUUUCUUAAAAAUCAGUAACAAAUGAUCAUUUAUCUCACAUUUUAUUUAUUGUAAAAUGUUAUUCUAAAAAUUGAAAAUAAAUAAAUUCCAUAUA
This is a messenger RNA of Zophobas morio, 2533 nucleotides long. RefSeq names its product protein spinster-like. Gene Ontology annotation, cellular component: membrane. The transcript is spliced from 10 exons. The coding region runs from base 351 to 2000 and encodes 549 amino acids. The record is from RefSeq and is a predicted model, not a curated record. Gene Ontology annotation, molecular function: transmembrane transporter activity. Gene Ontology annotation, biological process: transmembrane transport. Lineage: Eukaryota; Metazoa; Arthropoda; Insecta; Coleoptera; Tenebrionidae.